AUGGCGACUACUGACAAUUUGGCUCUAAUUAGUGUAUCGGAUAAAACUGGAUUAUUAGAGCUAGCGAAAAGCUUGGUAGAAGCUGGUUUCAAGUUGUUAGCAAGUGGAGGAACUGCUUCUUAUAUAAAGAAUGAUGCAAAAUUACCAGUUACUUGCGUUUCCGAAUUCACUGGAGCACCAGAAAUACUUGGGGGCCGAGUGAAAACUUUACACCCAGCAAUUCAUGGAGGUAUAUUAGCGCGUUUAAUACCUGCUGACCAGAACGAUUUAAAGAAGAACAACUACAGCCUAAUAAAAGUAGUAGUAUGUAACCUAUAUCCAUUUGAAAAGGUUGUAGCCAAAUCCGAUACUAACGUUGAAGAUGCUGUUGAAAAUAUUGAUAUUGGUGGUGUAACACUAUUGAGAGCUGCUGCCAAAAAUCAUGAACGUGUUACAGUACUUUGUGAUCCUGCAGACUAUUUGGUAAUAUCCAACGAAAUAUCAUUGAACAAAGAUACGCUUCUAGAAACCCGGAAAAAAUUAGCGUUAAAGGCAUUUACGCAUACAGCGACUUAUGAUGAUUGUAUAUCAGAUUAUUUUCGCAAGAAAUUUGCUGGCGGUGAGAGUCAAAUGAAUUUAAGGUAUGGCAUGAAUCCUCACCAAUGUCCAGCACAACUUUUCACUACAGAUUUAAAACUACCAUUAAAAGUAAUUAAUGGUUCACCGGGGUACAUCAAUUUAUGUGAUGCUUUUAAUAGCUGGCAAUUGGUUAAAGAACUUAAAGAGGUAACUGGUCUUCCAGCUGCUACAUCUUUUAAGCACGUCAGUCCUGCUGGAGCUGGUUUGGGCAUACCAUUAAAUGAAAUUGAAGCUUCAUUAUGUAUGGUAAGUGAUUUACUUGAAAUUAUGACUCCACUUGGAUCUGCUUAUGCUCGUGCCAGAGGAGCUGAUCGCAUGUCUUCAUAUGGAGAUUUUGUUGCUUUAUCACAUUCUUGUGAUUUAGUUACUGCUAAAAUUAUUUCCAGAGAAGUUUCUGAUGGUGUAAUUGCACCUGGAUAUAGUGAUGAAGCUUUAAAUUUGCUCAAAAAAAAAAAAAAUGGAAAUUACUGUGUACUACAAAUUGAUUCAAAUUAUACACCUAAGACUGUUGAGCGUAAAGUUUUGUUUGGAAUGACCUUAGAACAGAAACGUAAUGAUGGAAAAAUCGAUGAAAAUCUUUUUACCAAUAUUGUAACUAAAAGACAAGAUAUGACAGAAGCAGCUAAACGUGAUUUGAUUCUUGCUACAGUAACAUUGAAGUACACCCAAAGUAAUUCAGUGUGUUACGCUUUGAAUGGUCAAGCCAUUGGAAUUGGAGCUGGACAACAAUCAAGAAUUCACUGCACUAGACUAGCUGGGGAUAAAGCUGAUAAUUGGUGGUUGAGGCAACAUCCGUAUGUUUUAAAUAUGAAAUUUAAAAAAUCAGUCAAAAGAGCUCAGAUAGCAAAUGCCAUUGAUGAUUACAUUGGUAAAACCAUUGGAAACGGUCUUUCACGCACUAGAUGGGAAAGUUUGUUUGAUGUAAUUCCUGCCGAGUUAACCCCCGAAGAGAGACUUGCCUGGUCUGCUAAUUUGAAAGGAGUUGUAUUGUCAUCAGAUGCGUUUUUCCCAUUCAGUGAUAACAUCGAAAGAGCUGUCCAGAGCGGAGUUGAAUACAUAGCUUGCCCAUCUGGUUCAACAAAUGACCAAGAAGUAAUCAAUUACUGCAAUGAACAAAACGUUGUGUUGGCUCAUACUAAUUUGCGUUUGUUCCACCAUUAA
Molecule: messenger RNA, 1779 nt
Organism: Macrosiphum euphorbiae (potato aphid)
Lineage: Eukaryota; Metazoa; Arthropoda; Insecta; Hemiptera; Aphididae
Source: the annotation of a GenBank genome assembly